Messenger RNA from Drosophila navojoa, 489 nucleotides. RefSeq names its product BUD31-like protein (gene l(1)10Bb). Lineage: Eukaryota; Metazoa; Arthropoda; Insecta; Diptera; Drosophilidae. Gene Ontology annotation, cellular component: spliceosomal complex; nucleus. The record is from RefSeq and is a predicted model, not a curated record. Gene Ontology annotation, biological process: mRNA splicing, via spliceosome.
UAAUAUUACAUGAAUAUAUAAGAAAAAUAUUAUGCCUAAAGUACGCCGUAGCCGCAAACCACCGCCAGAUGGCUGGGAGCUUAUCGAACCGACACUGGAGGAGCUGGAACAAAAAAUGCGCGAAGCUGAGACGGAGCCACAUGAAGGCAAGCGUAUCACAGAGUCGCUAUGGCCCAUCUUUAAGAUCCAUCACCAGAAGACGCGCUACAUCUACGAUUUGUUCUAUCGCCGCAAAGCCAUCAGCCGGGAGCUCUACGACUACUGCCUGAAGGAGAAGAUCGCCGACAGCAAUUUGAUAGCUAAAUGGAAGAAGGCUGGCUAUGAAAAUCUAUGCUGCUUGCGCUGUAUCCAGACACGCGACACCAACUUUGGCACCAACUGUAUUUGCCGCGUGCCGAAGUCCAAGCUCGAGGAGGGUCGCAUCGUUGAAUGCGUUCAUUGUGGCUGCCGUGGCUGCUCCGGCUAAGCCAUUUUUAUAUACAUAUAGUU